UCGCGGAAAAUCAACUACUCCCUUGCGUCUCUCUCUCUCACUCUUCCCUUCCUCCUUACGGAAAAACCCCAACUCCGGCGGCACAAACCCCGCCCCCUCACCCAACCCCAGCCACAAACCCUAGCGCGAGGAACCACAUCCAUGCGGUUCGGCACGCGCAAGCGAGGCGGAGGCGGAGACCACAGCGUCGCGGCGGCUCUCGGCACCGUGGGGCUCGGGAACUUCGCGGCGCUCGCCCUCCGCGACCCGCCCGACGGGCUCGAAGUCGCCGCCGCCUACGACGACGCCUCGGGCUGCAUUACAGUCUCUGUCGGUGGCGCAGCCGUUUCCGCCUCCCCCGCGGACCUCGCGGGCGCCCUCGCGUUGCCGCGGGGCCCGGUUGGCCUCGCCACGGGGGCGGACCCGGCCCUCUUCUCCUCGGCGGAGGCGAUCGCCGCUGUGAGGGGGUUCGUCCGCGAUCGCGUGCUUCUGGGAGGUGGAGAGGACGGCGGGGCUGCGUUUGGGGAGGUUGCUGCCGCGUUGCGGUUGGUGGAAGAGGGGAAGGCGUACGAGGUGGACUGGGUCGGGUUGGUGUGGGCUGUGCUGAAGGCCGGGACGCUUCAGCCAAGGCGGUACGCGCCGUACCUUCUCCGUCUGAUGGAGUACCAAAGGCCGGAGCUUUUCGCGGAGGUUGAUGGGAGGUUUCCAGUUGGUAAGAGAUGCAAAGGUCAGAUGUUGCAGCAAUGCCAGUGGACGGGCGAGAACCUGGUGAUUUGUGGGGACCAUGAGGUGGAGGAGGAGGAAGGGGAGGAAGAGACCUCCUUGGUUUAUGGGGUAAGCCAGAACAUUGGGGACUUGGAGGAGAUGCCAAUAUUCGGAGAGGGCAAGGAAGUUACUGCUGCUGUCCCUGUGGAUUGCAAGAGAGCAUUUGUGGAGGGAGAAGGGAUUCAUGGACUGAGCCAGGGAAAUGCUGAGUCUGGAUCGCAGAACUGCUUGCCUUCAGAUGCCAAGCUUUUGGGCCAUGACAUGGAGUGCGAUGACGGGGAACGAGUUGCUCGUGGGAAUGCCAACAACCAGAGUUGUGCUGAUGAUUCUUCUUUGGACAGGCACCUCUGCAUAAUGGAUGAGCGAUAUGACUCCUCAAGCCCUCAGCAGUUGAUCUAUGGGAUCAAGUCACAACCUGGAUCCAAUCUGCAACGCAUAAUUGAAAUCGAAGAUGAAGACGAUGACAAUGACAAUGUGGGUGUUGGCCCUAGCUUUCCUGUCACCAGUAAUGUUCCUUUGGGCAUCGCAACUUAUCUUGCGCAACAGCAUAGGGGAAUGGAGGGCAUUUGUAAUGGCCAAACUUUUUCGCCUUUCAAUGGCUGCCUACAACAAAUCAUUGGUCAUGUGCUUCGUGUGGAUAAUGGAUACCUGGGUAUGCAAACAGCUUGCAGAGACACUCAAGCUGAAGUGCAGCGCAUGAAGGAGAUGGUGGCCGAAAAAGAGCGCAUAAUUGCAGCUACUAAUUAUGAUAUACUGCAGGAGCUUGGAGUGCGGAACGCUGAAAUGUGCCGACUGGAGUUGAUGAUCCACACCGCUCAACAAUACAAAGAGUUACUCAAGAAGCUUUCAGCUAAAUUUCAGAAGUACAGGAACAUGAUGUUGCGUGGGAAAGGUGUCGACCUAUAUUUGGAUGUUCUUGGCAUCGCUGGUGAGCAGAAUCCCGCUUCGGUGCAACAACUGCAUGCCUGUCAUCAUCAUCAGGAGAUUAGUAGGAUUCAACAAACUUGGGAUUCAGAGUCUUUGAAGCUUUUUAGGAAGAUAACAGAAGUGGAGACGGGCAUAGCAGACCUCAACCAUGAAGUGCAAAGACUUAAGGAUUCCAGAUCAAUUCCAGACCUCAACAGUGGCAUGGAAGAUGAUGGUGAGGGCGAAGCCUCCAUGAGCAAGACGGAGGACAUACUUUGGGCAGGUGAAGGAGGUCGUGUCAGUAGCACCACAGAGGGAGGAAAGCAGCUUGGUGAAUUAACGGCAAACCCUGAUCAGAGGAAUGAAUGAAGCUGAGGAGAGCAUGAAUGUCAAUGGAGUUCAGGGAAGGUGGUAUGAAGAUGAAGCAUAUCGACGGGAUGGAGCCUCACAGGGCACAAGUUAGGCAGAAGAAUGUUACGCUGGUUGCAGUUUGGUUGAAUGGCCAGUCGUGUUGAACUUAGUGUCAUGCAAUUGUGCUGAUCUGAGUGUACUAGUAUUUUGUCUUGUGCACCUUAGAUGGUGGUGUUUAAGGUUGUCCCUAACCAACUACUUUGUUAGAAUGGUUUAACCAGUGGAAUGGAUGGUGUUAUGGUUUGGA
Molecule: messenger RNA, 2308 nt
Organism: Phragmites australis (common reed)
Lineage: Eukaryota; Viridiplantae; Streptophyta; Magnoliopsida; Poales; Poaceae
Exons: 3
Coding region: 142-2019 (625 amino acids)
Source: RefSeq, a predicted model, not a curated record